Molecule: messenger RNA, 2810 nt
Organism: Trichoderma virens Gv29-8
Lineage: Eukaryota; Fungi; Ascomycota; Sordariomycetes; Hypocreales; Hypocreaceae
Product: glycoside hydrolase family 37 protein
Exons: 5
Coding region: 343-2571 (742 amino acids)
Biological process (GO): trehalose catabolic process
Cellular component (GO): cytoplasm
Molecular function (GO): calcium ion binding; alpha,alpha-trehalase activity
Source: RefSeq, a predicted model, not a curated record
GCUCCUCGACAUCAGCCCUUGGUCCAGUUGUAUCAUUAUUCCUAUCAGUCGUUUGCCCUCUACCAGAUCGCCCCGUUGCCGAUACCUACAGCUACCUCGCCGCCGCGCAAGCUCAGGCCCUGCCGCCACGUACCGACCGGCCAUCGGUGUCACCUCCAGAGCCCUCAAGUUAUUUAUCAUCCCCCGGAACUGUUGGACCAGAGCUGCUGCGGUUCUCCGACCCUUCUUCUACUGGUCCAUCACGACACCACCACCGUCCUAAUUGAUACCCUGAUAGCCUCCAUCGUCACAUCCAAGCCAAUCCAGCCGAUUCGAUAAGCGUUCAGCACAUACAUAUUCCACAUGCAAGGCACUUCUGGCCACCGCUCUCGCGGUUCUGAGGAGUACGGGGUUUACGAUGAUGCAAAGACGUACUAUGCGUCCGAGGAGCGGCACAGCAACCGUUAUGGAGUCCGAACUCGAACCUACUCGCAGAACAGCUUGGUGAAGCAGCUGGAGCGGAUGGGGGCACAAGAGCCGUUCAGGCGUGGAAGCCACGAUGAGAGCACCAUGGAGACGGGUCGCCGAUUCCUCGUUCAAGUUGAUGCCACGUUGGAAAUCCUAAAGAACCAGGAGGACACUGAUGGAAAUAUGCAAAUCACGAUUGAGGAUAAUGGCCCCAAAGUCAUUUCCCUGAGAACAGCUGCCUCAGCUGGCCACAAUCGAUUCGAAGUUCGAGGAACGUACAUGCUGUCGAAUCUCCUACAGGAGUUGACAUUGGCCAAGGAGUAUGGACGCAAGCAAAUCAUCCUCGAUGAAGGCCGCUUGAACGAGAACCCUGUUGAUCGUUUGUCCCGUCUGAUCCGAGACCAUUUCUGGGAUGGUCUUACCAGGCGCAUAGACGCAUCUAGUAUCGAGAUUGCUGCUCGUGACCCUAAGGACUGGACAGACGACCCUCGCCCGAGAAUCUAUGUUCCCAUUGGAGCACCUGAGCAGUACGAGUACUAUCAAAAGGUUGCUGCUGACAGGCCAGAGCUCCGACUUGACGUUCAGCAGCUGCCAGAAAAGAUCACGCCGGAAUUGAUUCGUGACAUGAACGACAAGCCGGGUCUGCUGGCUGUGGCUGUGGAGAAGGUGGAAGAGGAAGAUGAACUAGGUAACAAGACGACAAGCUUAAAGGGGCUUCCCUUUGUCGUCCCUGGUGGCCGCUUCAACGAACUCUAUGGCUGGGAUAGCUACAUGGAGUCUCUCGGCUUGUUGAUCCAUGAAAGGGUCGACCUAGCCAAGGCUAUGGUGCUCAACUUUUGCUUCUGCAUCGAGCACUAUGGCAAGAUUCUCAAUGCCACUCGAUCCUACUAUCUUGGCCGAUCUCAGCCUCCUUUCCUGACGGACAUGGCUCUUCGAGUAUACGAGAAGAUCAAGCAUGAGCCGGAUUCCAAGGAGUUUUUGAGACGAGCCAUCCUCGCAGCCAUCAAAGAGUAUCACAGUGUCUGGACCAGCGAGCCUCGAUUGGAUCCGGUAACUGGCCUCUCAAGGUACCGACCAGAGGGUCUAGGAGUGCCUCCCGAAACGGAGGCCACCCACUUCGUCCACAUCUUGAAGCCUUACAUUGAGAAGCACAAGAUGGAGUUCCAGGACUUUGUUCGAGCUUACAACUACGGUGAGAUCAAAGAGCCUGAGCUUGACGAGUACUUUUUGCAUGACCGUGCCGUCCGCGAAUCUGGCCAUGAUACAUCAUACCGCCUGGAGGGCGUCUGUGCUGAUCUCGCCACUAUCGACCUAAACUCUCUAUUGUUCAAGUACGAGACAGAUAUCGGACGGACCAUUCGAAGCCUAUUUGGCGAUAAGUUGGUCAUUCCAGCCGAGUUCUGCCAGGGAACGCCAUACCAGCCCGGCGAGGCAGUGUCUUCAGCAGUGUGGGACCGACGUGCCAAGCGCAGAAAGUUAACAAUGGACAAGCUGAUGUGGAACGAAGAGGAGGGCAUGUUCUUUGACUACGACACAGCCAAGAGACAGAGGUGCACGUAUGAGACUGCCACUACUUUGUGGGCGCUCUGGGCUGGAAUUGCAACGCCCAAACAGGCAGCCGAUUUGGUGAAGAAGGGCUUGCCUAGGUUCGAGAUGUUUGGUGGUGUAGUGGCUGGAACGGAGAAGUCUCGGGGCGAGAUUGGAUUGGAACGCCCCAACCGGCAGUGGGAUUACCCAUACGGCUGGGCCCCGCAGCAGAUGCUGGCCUGGACUGGCCUGCUUCGGUACAGCUUCACCGAAGAAGCUGAGCGCCUCGCCUAUAAAUGGUUAUUCAUGAUCACCAAGGCGUUUGUCGACUUCAACGGAGUGGUGGUUGAAAAGUACGAUGUCACGCGUCCGGUUGACCCUCAUCGUGUUGAUGCCGAGUAUGGAAACCAAGGCCUAGACUUUAAGGGCGUUGCGAAGGAAGGGUUCGGAUGGGUCAAUGCCAGUUAUGUGUACGGACUCCAGAUUGUGAAUGCGCAUAUGCGACGAGCACUGGGAACGUUGACUCCGUACGAAACGUUUAUCAAGGCGAUUGAGCUGAACAACGAACGAGCCCUGGCCAACCUGACUCUGACGUGACAUCCUGGACUGCGGAGGCCAAUACCGAAGCGGUGGUUGUCCCGAGACGACACGAUGCGCGGCUACAAGAAUGCCACCCAUGCGCCGCCAAGGCUGAAAAGGGAAUAUGAAGUAAUCGGGCUUGCGGAGACAGAUACGCUGACUUAGAAAACAUCGUGAGAGCUGUCCUGGCAGCCUAUGGGUCAAUUGGAACACAUAAGAAGUAAAACAGAAAGCAAGCAAUAAAAUGACGUUGUUUG